UAUCUCUCGCCCUCGACCACUGCUUCGUGCAGCCAUGGAGAACCACCGUGACGACGGCUUCGCUUCCAGCGCUGCUUCCCUCGAGGGGAUUAGGGGGCUCGCCGCGGGUGAAGACCCCAUCCACGUCGAAACCAUGACCCCGACACAAACAUAUCAAGAGUGGCUUGCCCCAUCACGUGCACGCGCUGGCGCCCGGAGCCCAGGACUCCGGCUGAAGAACAGGAAACUUCAAAGGAGCAUGUUAUCUGGCGACGAGAGCAUGGAGAUGAUGAUGAGAGGGGUCAACGGAGACCCGUGCGAUUUCCUGACCAAGCCCCCGGGCAACGACGGGAUGCACAACAUCCGCCGUCCUGUCAAGGAGCGAAGCCUCAACGCUGCCGUCAACGCCGCCCCCGCAAACACCGAUCCUCGCUCCAGCCAGGAUGGCAAAUCGAGGAAGAGGCCAACGGAAGUGGACCACUCCGACGCGGGGGGCUUCGGUAGCAGGACUGCCAAGAAGAUCACUGCAGAGAAGCAUGCAUUACUUCACAAAGUGGCCAACAACCGGAUCAUUGGAACAGAAGUGCUAUCUUUGUGCAAGCUAAGUGAGAUGAUACUUGUCAUUGAGGACAUGGAGGAACAGAAGACAAUCUAUGCACAAUAUGUUUAUGAGUAGUUUAUAUGAACUACUUGAUUUCUCCAAUAGGGCAUGUUUGAUGUUUCCUGCGAGUGCUCUGUUCUCCAAGCCAGAUGAGACUAUUUCUGUCUCAGAGGAUAUGCAAGGCUAGG
This is a messenger RNA of Triticum aestivum (bread wheat), 768 nucleotides long. RefSeq lists its product as uncharacterized. NCBI's taxonomy places the organism in Eukaryota, Viridiplantae, Streptophyta, Magnoliopsida, Poales, Poaceae. The transcript is spliced from 4 exons. Bases 35 to 655 code for a protein of 206 amino acids. The record is from RefSeq and is a predicted model, not a curated record.